This is a messenger RNA of Panthera uncia (snow leopard), 1285 nucleotides long. It is a transcript of the gene WFDC11, whose product is annotated as WAP four-disulfide core domain 11. The record is from RefSeq and is a predicted model, not a curated record. The transcript has 4 exons. NCBI's taxonomy places the organism in Eukaryota, Metazoa, Chordata, Mammalia, Carnivora, Felidae. Bases 669 to 1202 code for a protein of 177 amino acids.
GAAAAAGAAAUGAAACGACAAAGGGGGAAAAAAAGUGAAUAGAUGGACCUGCGAGCAGACUGAAAUAUGAUUGAAAUUACUUCGUUUUCCCUAGAAGUCAAACAAUGAAGCGCUUUAUUGUCUGUAAACUAAGCAGGUGGAGAGAUUUGUGUUCCUGAAGAGCAAGGUUGGCCCAGUGGGUGGGGCUUAGCGUAAUGGCUCCAUUCUCCACUAGAUGGCGCUGCUCAGCUUACUGGUGUGAAUUGUUGUGGCGCCUGUAGGUGUGUACACGCAUGCGUGGGAGCAGUGAAAAUGGCGUCACCCAGCUACCCAGUCUCUAGUGUUGUAACUCUGUUCUGCCGGACCCCCAAUUGCACACCGGUCCUUUGUCUCCAGCUUCCAUCCACUCCCCGCUUUUACACAGUCCUGACCAAGUCCCAGGCAGCACCUCUCUCUGAGUUUUCUCUCAGAUGUGGCCGUGUUUCCCGACCCCUUACUUCUGAAGGGCUGCGGCUUUGACCCAUCCUGCCCCUCUGCAAAAGGGUCUCACCGAGCAGUGGCCGGGUGCCGGCGGCACCCAGGAACGUUGGCGGGACCGUGCUGCUGCCGAAGCCCAGAGACCGCGGCCGGGUGCCAGCCCGCCCCAGAAAGAGUUCACGCGAUCGUGUAGCAGCAGCGCUUCAGGGAUUAUGGAAAAUCACAACACGCGUCUGGCACCAGGCUUCACCCCCAGCGACCUUGUUCCAGCACCAGCGAAUGUGGUUGUUCUCCCGGGUCCACUGGGGCACACAGCCUCUACCAGAUGUCCUCCAGAGAGAGAAACCGCCUCUCCCCUGUGGCCUGAAGACCCCCGGACUUCGCUCUGCUCCUGGGGAUUCACCCUUCUCACCAGAGCACCGCCAGCAGCAACUGGAAAGGGGAAAAACAUCCUGACAGUAUAUAUUCAGACACAUACGGUCAGCAUCAUGAAGCUCUGGACGCCUCAACUCAUGACAUUCCUCUGUAUGGUGCUACCGUCUGUGCUGGGAGUGAUAAAAGAAAAACACAACUGGGCUGAAAUGUUACUUGAGGAGUGCUGGGGACAGCCAAAUGUCCUUGAAUGCACCAAGAAGUGUUCUGGAACCUUUAAAUGUAUAAACAAAAAUCACACAUGCUGCUGGACCUAUUGUGGAAACAUCUGCUGGAAAAAUAAAGAAAUCUUUGAAAGACGUCUAAAACCCUAAUCUCCCAGCUGGACACCAGUCUGUUCUCACUGAGGGCUGGGCAGGAGCAAAUCCUUGACAAAUAAACUCAUUUAUCAACAGUG